AAAACACUCGGCCUGUUUGACCCAGCUCCAACUAGCGUUGCAAGUACAGCACACUUGGGUUUUUUUCAUCUAAAAGAAAAGUGCUCUUAGCUUGUGCUGCACACGAGCCGCACGCUUGUAGUUGCAGAGGGCAAGGGUCUCGGUGAUCUGCUUGUAUUGUUCGCGCCUGUGUGUUUGAUGGCAUGCGCCAAGUGUUGACAUGUACAACCCGGAUCAGCAGCCGCAGCAGAAGGCCCAGCUCAUGGCGCCGCCGCGGAUGUCCUUCUCCUGCGACUUCGCCCUGGACCCGCCGCCGCCGCGGGCCUCGACGUCGGGGCCUCCGCGGGCGUCCACGGCGGGGGACGCGGACUUCGAGUUCUCCGCGGGCGGCGGCGCCAUGAUGGCGGCGGACCAGCUCUUCGCCAAGGGCCGCAUCCUGCCGCUGCGGGACGCCCCGCCCACGACCCUCCGUGAGGAGCUGCGCGCGCACGCCGGCGGCAGUGACCGACGGCGCCGCGCGGACCGGCCCGCGUCCUCGGGCGGGUCCCGGUGGAAGGAGCUGCUCGGGCUGAGGAAGAAGAAGAGCGCCGCGGAAGCCGUGCCCAAGGACAGUCACGUGGAUCUUGGAGACCAUGGAAAAUGACGUAUUUGAUCCCCCAGCUUAUAUUGUGUCUAAUCGCUGCUCUCAUCUCUGGUCGAAGAGUAGGAGGAAAUUGGAAGCCAUUUUUCAUUUACCGCUUUAUCGGUUCCUUUCUGGAACAGAAGAGACAUUUUUAGUGUUCAUGCGUCUUUUUUUUUGACGGUUUAGCCAGCCAGCUAGCUAUGUCAUGUAACUUAUUACCCCUCUUUCAUUCCAGAGGUCAAAUUGACUAUUUUUUUCCGCCGAGUAUGUAAUCGGCAGGACACAUUGUUGAGCCCUUUGUGUUUGUGUGCUUGUGUACUUUCUGAACUUGUACAAAGAUGACGUCUCUGGCUUAAAAAUUCAGUUCAGGGUAA
This is a messenger RNA of Brachypodium distachyon (stiff brome), 975 nucleotides long. RefSeq lists its product as uncharacterized. The transcript is spliced from 2 exons. NCBI's taxonomy places the organism in Eukaryota, Viridiplantae, Streptophyta, Magnoliopsida, Poales, Poaceae. The record is from RefSeq and is a predicted model, not a curated record. Bases 200 to 622 code for a protein of 140 amino acids.